UAGGAUUAACUCCAAAUGCACCUAGUAAUAAUAACAAAGGUAUCCCAGCCUGGGCCAACGUCACAGCUGUACCAGUCAGCUACAUGCCUGAGCAAAGGAGUCCUCCUGUGUCUUCUCUGAGCAUAAACAGAGUUGACAAUGACCCACAUUUCAUCAUACACCUGCCCAAGAGCCGAAGGGACAUCUGCUUCAAUAUCAACUCCGAGCCUGGAAAGAUCCUAAACUUGGUUUCUGAUCCUGGUACUGGAGUCGUGGUCAACGGGCAGCUAGUUGGGGCCAAGAAAGCAGAGAACAAGAAACUCAACACAUACUUUGGCAAAUUUGGUUUUUAUUUCAAAAGCAAAGGCCUGAAAGUGGAGAUCACCACGGAAACGAUAACACUGAAAGAUGGAUCUUACAGCAUCGCGCUGACCUGGUCUGACACGGGGCACAUCCUUCGGAAACAGCUUCUCAUCUCUGUGAAGAAAGAAAGCAAUGUUACUAUCACUGUGGGUGAGGAGAUGUCCUUCAUGGUUUUGCUGCACCGUGUGUGGAAGAAUCACCCAGUCAACGUUGACUUCCUGGGAAUCUACAUUCCCCCUGAAAACCAGUUCUCUCCAGCAGCCCACGGGCUGAUAGGUCAGUUUGUGUCUGAACCAGAAGUGCACAUCCACCACCAGCGACCUGGGCAAGAUCCAGAGAAACCACAAGCCACCAUGGAGGUGAAAGGAAACAAGCUCACUGUUACCAGGGGGCUGCAGAAGGACUACAGGACGGACCGCGUGCUUGGGACUGAUGUGCAGUGCUGGUUCGUGCACAACAGCGGGAAAGGUUUCAUAGAUGGGCACUACAAAGAUUACCUCGUCCCCCACCUGUACAGCUUUCUGAAGAAACCCUGAAUGCUCCCACACAAAACCAGUUUAUUACCAAAAAAACCACGUUCUCUGCUCCCAAACAACUCUUCUGAACAGCAGCUGUCAGCCUGUCAAGCCAGAUUGACCGAAGGUGACCUCACCACCAUUUACUUUAGAAAUGAUCAGUGUUUCAAAGCAAUGUAACUCCCUUUUCUGUUAAAAGAAAUUAAAUCU
This is a messenger RNA of Mesitornis unicolor (brown roatelo), 1067 nucleotides long. RefSeq names its product inter-alpha-trypsin inhibitor heavy chain 2 (gene ITIH2). The transcript has 6 exons. The record is from RefSeq and is a predicted model, not a curated record. NCBI's taxonomy places the organism in Eukaryota, Metazoa, Chordata, Aves, Mesitornithiformes, Mesitornithidae. Gene Ontology annotation, molecular function: serine-type endopeptidase inhibitor activity. Gene Ontology annotation, biological process: hyaluronan metabolic process. Bases 84 to 878 code for a protein of 264 amino acids.